Messenger RNA from Penicillium digitatum Pd1, 597 nucleotides. The record is from RefSeq and is a predicted model, not a curated record. Lineage: Eukaryota; Fungi; Ascomycota; Eurotiomycetes; Eurotiales; Aspergillaceae.
AUGGCUGCAGUGACACAGAAUCUGUCAUUUGGAAUCACCGCCUCGAAUUCAUUUGAGCAGCCCUUUUUGGUGGCCAAGCGUUUCUCAGCCUUGAAUCAUUUGACCAAUGGCCGAAUGAGUUGGAACAUUGUGACUUCAUAUAAGAAAGCGGCUUUCAAAACCACCGAUAUGGAUAUUCCAAUUGAGCUUGACGAACGGGCCAAGUACGAGGAGCUCAAGAAGUACGCCUCGGUGGUUGAAGGACUGGUUCUUUUCAGCGGAUGGACUGGAAUCGACAUUUCCAAAAUCGCUCUGGAUCAAGAAACCACAAUUUUAGGCUCUUUGGAGGCAAACAAAGUCACUGGCUGGCUUGACUCAUUACUCACGACUAGCAAGGAAAUCCCGCGUUGGACUCCUCGCGUGAUUGCCGAGAGGGCUGCAAUUGGUGGUCUCGACCCGGUGGCUAUUGGAAGCCCUGCUACAGUUGCCGAAGAGACAGAGCGUUGGAUCCAAGAGGCUGACCUCGAUGGGUGCAAUCUUGCCUAUGUCGCCACGCCUGGCACUUUUAAGGAGGUGGUUGACCUACUCAUCCCCGAGCUAAAGCGACGCAGGGUUUAG